AUGACUUUAGUUAGGUAUUUUUUAAAAAAUGGAGUAAAUCAAAUCAAUAAAUCUGCAUCAAACAACCAUCAUAAACUUUGUAGUUUUAAUGGCGUUUUUAGAUCAUUUACCACUUCAACACACUCUCCACCAAUCGUUAAUGAAGAUUUCAAAACCAAAAAAAUUAUAGCAAAAGAUUUACAGAAACAAACUUUAAGAUCAAUGGAAGAUGCAUACGAUAUUAUGGAUGGUUAUAAUAAAUCAACUUAUCCAGUCAAAUCACCAUUAUCAUCAUCAUUAGGAUCAUUUAAAGAAAGUAUUGAACAAUUAAAAGAUAGUUCUUUUUUAUUAGUUGUUGUUGGCGAAUUUAAUAGUGGUAAAUCAUCAUUUUUAAAUGCAUUAUUAGGCAAUAUCUAUUUAAAGGAGGGAAUUACACCAACUACACACCGUAUUAAUAUUAUCGAGUUUGGGGAUAAGAUAACAAGUAAAACAGUUCCAAGUAGAUUAAGCAAUACCGAGCAUGAAAUCAUUACAUUACCUGUCGAAUGGCUAAAAGAUUUUUCAUUAGUCGAUACUCCAGGUACCAAUGCUGUUAUAGAAGGUCAUCAAGAAAUUACAGAGCAUUUUGUCCCAAAGAGUGAUUUGGUAUUAUUUGUUACAUCGAUCGACCGUGCAUUUAGCGAAAGUGAAAAGCAAUUUUUAGAAAAAGUAAAGAAAUGGGGUAAAAAAAUUGUUGUUGUCAUCUCAAAAACAGAUCUAAUCGAUAAUAACCCACUUUCAAAUAAUCCACAAGAAGAAUUAAAUGAAGUAAUUAAAUUUGUUGAAGAUAAUUUCAAAUCCCAAUUAGGUGUAUCACCAAUUAUUUUCCCAUUAUCAUCAAAAUUAGCAUUAAAAGCAAAGUUACAAUUAAGUGGCACCAGUAUUUUAAAUCCAAAUCAACAACAAUCACAAUCACAACAAGUAAACUAUAAUAACUUAUUAUCAGCAACCUCAGUUUCAAAUAAUUAUAGUAAAUCAACACAAAAAUUCUAUGAAGAAUUAAAUCAAAAUCAACAAUGGAAGAAUAGUAGAUUCUUUGAUUUAGAGAACUAUAUUUUACAAACAUUGGACAGCAACGAGCGUAUCAAAUUAAAGCUUUUAAAUCCUUUGGGCGUCGCCGAUAAAUUAUACAACGAGUUUGAAGAGGAAUUUUCAUCACAACGUAAUGUUUUAGAUUUUGAUUUCGAAAAUAUUAACCAAUCGCUCGAGCAAAUAUCAGAGCAUCAAAAAGAUUUACAAAGAGAUUUAGAUUACCAUUUAGAAAGAAUUGAUACCAUUCUCUUACGUAUGGAAAAUCGUGCAAAUGCAUUUUUGGAUGAUGAAAUUCAAUUUUCAAAUAUUUUCAACAUAUUAAAGGGUGAUGCUAUAAAGAACCAAUUCGAAAAAAAAGUUAUUGAUGGAACCAACCAAGAAAUUGAAACAUUGGUUAGAGAUCUUGUAGAUAUUGUAGUUGAUAAAAAUAUGAAGAGAUGGAAAGUUAUCAUGGAUUUAAUUAACCAAAAAUCAUCAAAUAAAUCACAAAAAGUUAUUGGAGUCAUAAAGAAUACUCGUGAUACAAGCGAUUUCUCUACCAACAGACAAAAGACAAUACAAGAUAUGGGUUCAAGAACAGCCAAGGCACUUUCCUCCUAUGACAAAGAGAAUGAAUCGACCAAUGUUAGCAAAGAUAUAAAGAAUGCAAUUUAUCAAACAAUUCUUUUUGAAGCAGGUACAGUUGGUGUUGCAACUAUUCUAAGUACAACCCUUUUAGAUAUCACUGGUAUUCUUGGUUUUGGUGCAUUAGCUGUAACUGGUUUAGCAUGGGUACCAUUUAAAAAGGUUCAAUUAAAAAGAUCUAUCAACUCAAAGAUUUCAAAUCUUCGUGUACAACUUAAAGAUACUAUUUCAGAUCGUAUUGGUGAUGAAAUUAGAGGUGGAACCGAUAAAAUCCAAGAUGGUAUCCAACCUUAUGUAGAUUUUACUCAAUCAGAAAGCAAGAAAAUUACAGAUAUGACAAAUAAAAUUAAUGAAUUUAAAAAAGAAAGACAAUCAUUGGUUUAUGAAGUCGAUAAAUAUUUUAAAUAA
Molecule: messenger RNA, 2082 nt
Organism: Dictyostelium purpureum
Lineage: Eukaryota; Evosea; Eumycetozoa; Dictyosteliales; Dictyosteliaceae
Exons: 2
Coding region: 1-2082 (693 amino acids)
Molecular function (GO): GTP binding
Source: RefSeq, a predicted model, not a curated record